Molecule: messenger RNA, 2613 nt
Organism: Penicillium paradoxum
Lineage: Eukaryota; Fungi; Ascomycota; Eurotiomycetes; Eurotiales; Aspergillaceae
Product: Alkaline phosphatase-like alpha/beta/alpha
Exons: 3
Coding region: 1-2613 (870 amino acids)
Source: RefSeq, a predicted model, not a curated record
AUGAUGAAAUCUUCAUGGCAAGGAGAUCUUCCCCGGCGGCUUUGGGGGAAGCUUGGGGAAGCAGCUAUCUUUGCCCUGGCCUUUGCUAGAUCUCCUCAACUAUAUAUUGAUCAUGGCUGGACAAAGUACCGCGCAUAUCUAUUUUCAGUCAUUUUCAUCUCUCUCGGGUUGUCGAAAGUCUUCCAUAUUCUCGUCCAUCUCACAUCGUUGACGAUUCCAGCCCUUUUCGGCUGGGGUCCCACUUUCUUUUUCGCCGAUAUCAUUCUCAUUCUGCUCGCGCGCAGUUUGGCGCGAUCGUACCGAUGGCGAACUACUCGAGACAUAGCGGCGGUGACCAUGGUAUUGUUGACUCUAUAUGCCUCAUCGAUGGUAUCUGCCAACAUCUCUUAUUAUGUGAAUAUAGGCAUGGAAAUCCAUUGGCGGAAAUCAAGUGGCUUCCACAAGAAAAGCCCCUCUUUCCUGCUUGUUAUCUCCGCCUUGGCUGUCGCUAUUCUCGUUGACGCAGGCGUUUUUGUCGCGGCGCACUUUGCCACGCCAUAUUUAUCCCGCGCUACCGCAGCUUUCUUGCAGCUCUGGGGUUCAUUGUUGUCUGCGGCCUUUGGUUGCUUCCGCCGAAAAAAGCACGACCUCCCAGAUCCAGAGACAUACGAGGAAAUUGCAAUCGAUGACUUUGAUGUCGGUGAUGACAGCGACUCCGUAGAACUUCUGGACACACUCCACCCCCCGCCCCAACAGAAAAGUCGCUCGCUCGCGAAGCGGGUCGUCGUUAUAGUGUGCACUAUAACAUUAGUCUUCCUCCGUUGCAUUCGCCCGAGCGAUAUGGUUUACAGCUAUAUUGCCACGUCGCUACCUCUUGCGCCGUUCGCUGGACUCUUUUUUAGGUCCGCCCAGGGGAGUGUGUCCUCGUUACCUGGUGACUUCAGCUGGCUAGAAGGCCGCACCGCUUUGCACACAUUCCCGACAUUCGAAUGGUUACGUGCGAACGGCUCGUCUGAAGCCUUGCCCGAUUGGUCUCCCUUCCAGAUGAACCACUUAAAUCAAACUGCGCUCAAGGACCACCUAUAUGAGCACUAUAACCCGGCCAAAGAUCCUUUACACAUCCCAAAUCUCCAAAAUAACAUUUUGGACUCCAUACGUGAUGUUCUCCAUAGCGGCGAUUUGAAGAUUAAACAUGUUAUUCUCAUCAAGUUAGAGAGCAAUCGACAAGAUGUGUUCCCUUUCCGCUCUGACUCUUAUAUAAUGAAGCACGUCAAAGACUCUCAUGACGGUCAAAUUCCAGAGGAGAUUCUGGAUAGACUGUCGAACCUGACGCGGACAGCCGAAAUGUUGUCUGGAUUUGAGACCGGGUUCAAAGAGGACACAGAUCGACCGAAGCCCUAUGGUAGUAUCAGCGCCAAAAAUGCUUAUACAUCUGGUACCUACACGAUGAAGAGUAUUACAGGCACUAUGUGCGGCGUGAACCCCAUUGCUGUCCAAAACAACCUCGAGUACUUGCAUGAUAUUUACCAGCCUUGCUUACCCCACAUAUUCGAAGCAUUGAACCACCAACCAAACAUCACCAACCAAACAGAUGAUUGGACGUCCUGGCCAUGGCACCCUAUGUGGAUGCAGUCUCACUACGGCACCUAUGACCACCAGACAGAGCUUAAUCCUGCCAUGGGAUUCAAAGAUAUCACGAACAAGGAAACAAUCAACGAAGGCGGUGCUAUAUACAUCCCAGAAGAGCCAGAAGAGGAGCAGAAAUAUGGCCACCCGGAUCAUACAUUGAAGAACUAUAUCCGGGAUGCCUUUGAGUCUGCCAAGAACACUAACACUCGCCUAUUUCUCGCGCAUCUUACUCACAAUACCCAUACUCCGUGGUUCAAACCUGGUGAAUAUGAGGAUUUCCUUGGGAAUACAUUCGGGUGGAACGAGAAAAUCAACCGGUACCUAAACACUAUCGCCUAUCAGGACGCGUGGCUAGCCGACAUCCUUGAGAUAAUCAACGAAGCCGGAGUUGCCGAUGAGACUUUGCUUGUUAUGGCAGGGGACCAUGGCCUCUCCCUUCCAAAUGACGGCGGUAUCACGGCCAACCACGACCCCCACGUUGCCAGUUUCCACGUUCCCCUACUACUGGCCCACCCCAAGCUGCCACAGGUUGAAAUAAGCGACGCCGUUCUUUCAACUCAAAUGCUCCCCUCAAUCCUUGAUCUUCUCAUCGAAACCUCUUCUGUCAACGAAGGUUCGAUGAAGGUCCUCAAGGACCUGCUCCCCUUGUACCAGGGCCAGUCGCUGCUGCGCCCGCUCAUUCCCGAGCAAGACAAAAAGCAAGAAUGGCAUGUCUCCACAAUGAACCCUGGAGGAACGUGGAUCUCCCUGCGAGCCGCCGCGAAGCCUUACCGUCUAGUCGUGCCGCUCAUCUCCGAUGCUCCGUGGCGAUUCACGAAUGUUGUCAACGAUCCACUUGAGUUUGAACCGGAUGAAGACACAGAUAUCACAUCUCUUUUCGAUGCUGUGCAGACACGCCACGGUUCCGAGGCUGCAAGGUGGCUGAGCGAGGCAGCCCAUGUCUCCCAGUGGUGGAUUGCAGAGAACCACCGGCGCUGGAAAUACAGCCCCGAGGACUCGAAUUAA